Manis javanica (Malayan pangolin) is the source of this 2809-nucleotide messenger RNA. NCBI's taxonomy places the organism in Eukaryota, Metazoa, Chordata, Mammalia, Pholidota, Manidae. The record is from RefSeq and is a predicted model, not a curated record.
CCAGCCCCGGCCCCAGCAGAUGCUUGAAUGAAGGGGAGGGAAGCUGUGCUGGGCUCCUGAAGAAGACGCAGCCGGAAGAGUGGAGGGAGUCAACAGAGAACCACUCCGCGCCCCCGACCCUUCCACACGCGGAUCUCUCGUUGAGGGCCAAAGCGCAUGCUCCGUCGCCGGCGCGGUGCAGUAGUUCUCGUGCCUCCGCUCUUCUGGGGGUUGCAGAAGCCAACAGAUUUGCUUUGAGAACCAGAGUAGCUGCUGCCACCUGAGUCUGGAACCAUGAGUGGGUUUAACUUUGGCGGCACUGGGGCCUCCACAGGUGGGUUCACAUUUGGAACUGCAAAGACGACAGCAGCCACACCAGCCAUCGGCAUUUCUUUCUCUACGUCUGGCACUGGCGGGUUUAAUUUUGGGACUCCUUCCCAGCCAGCUGUGAGUGCCCCUUCCACCGGCCUGUUCUCACUUACCACCCAAGCUCCAGCAACGCAGACCCCGGCAUUCAGUUUUGGAACCACAGCUCCUGUUGCAGGCGGAACGGGGUUUUCCUUAGGGAUCAGCACUCCAAAGCAAGCCUUGAGCAGUGCAGCCUCCGCCCCAACCACUGUGCACCCUGGCGGCUUCGGGCUGGGCAGCAGCACCCUCAGCAACGCCGUCUCCAGCACCGUCACCUCCACCCAGGGCACAGCACCCACUGGCUUUGUGUUUGGCUCUAGCACCACGUCUGCUGCUCCAUCCACGACCCCCGGCGGGUUCUCAUUCACAGGUGUGAGCGCACCCCAGCCUGGGGUCUCUGGUUUCAGUCUUGGCUCUGUGGGCACUUCCACCCAGUCCACAGCACUUGCCGGGUUGCCCUUCACUCCAGCCACUCCGGCAGCCACUGGAACAGGAGCCACGCAACCAGCUGCUCCUGCACCCACUGCUACCACCACCAGUGCUGGGCCCACACUCUUUACCUCACUAGCAACUGCCCCAACAUCGUCCUCUACCACCGGGCUCUCCCUCUGUGCCCCAGCAACCACAGCAGGAGCUGCUGGAGCUGGAACCCUGGGCUUCAGCUUAAAGGCCCCUGGGGCGUCUUCUACCGCCUCCACAGCAGCGUCCACCACCACCACCACCACCUCCUCCUCCAGCUUUGCCUUGAAUAUAAAGCCGCUGGCAGCAGCUGGGAUCCCCAGCAACACACAGGCUGCCGUGACCGCUCCACCUGGCCCCAGUGCAACCACAGGGCCAUCUGCCAGUCCUACAAUGACCUAUGCUCAGCUCGAGAGUCUGAUUAACAAGUGGAGCCUCGAGCUGGAGGACCAGGAGCGACACUUCUUGCAGCAAGCCACGCAGGUCAAUGCCUGGGACCGCACGCUGAUCGAGAAUGGGGAGAAAAUCACCACCCUCCACCGCGAGGUAGAGAGGGUAAAGCUGGACCAGAAGAGGCUGGACCAAGAGCUUGACUUCAUCCUUUCUCAGCAGAAGGAGCUAGAAGAUCUGCUAAGCCCACUGGAGGAGUCAGUCAAGGAGCAGAGCGGGACCAUCUACCUGCAGCAUGCCGAUGAGGAGCGCGAGAAAACCUACAAGCUGGCCGAGAACAUUGAUGCGCAGCUGAAGCGCAUGGCCCAGGACCUCAAGGACAUCAUCGAGCACCUGAACACGUCUGGAGGCCCUGCGGACACCAGUGACCCGCUGCAGCAGAUCUGCAAGAUCCUCAACGCGCACAUGGACUCACUGCAGUGGGUGGACCAGAACUCGGCCCUGCUGCAGAGGAAGGUGGAGGAGGCGACCCGGCUGUGCGAGGGGCGGCGCAAGGAGCAGGAGCGCAGUGUCCGCAUCACGUUCGACUGAGCUCCAGCACCUUGGGCUGUGGGGGAUGGGGGGCGCCCAGGUAUUGCCCAGUUGUGUUGUAGUGAAAUCUUUCUUUGUAAUGAUUGUACUAUUGAGAGAACUGUUCUGUGGCUUGGCUUUCCCAUUAGAAUAGAAGAUAUUGGAGUGCCCUGGGCCAGGCACUGAAGUAGGUGUGGUUUCUCUGUGUAUCUUUUAUGUCCUGUGACUGCCACCCACCCCAUCCUUCUCACUGCAGUCAAGUACUGAUGCCCCGAGAACCAUCCCGCCUCCCAGCUGGGGUUUGCUGGGUGGCCACUCUGUCGUAGGUGCCUUGAACAAAGACUAAAGUUAAAAGAAUCUCAGUCCUCGAAGAGAUGCAGCCUGGUAUGUGGAAAUUCACCACCAGUACCAAGGCUUGACUUGUGAAUAGAACAGACAGUGGGAUGUAGCGUUUCAGAGGAGGAAGGAUAGGUCAGCAAGGGACUUGAACAGGGUGUUGAGAAAGGACAGGCUCGCACCAGAGUCCUUCCCUUUGCCAAAUUGACACCCCUCCUUGGCCUCCAAAGCUGGGUCAGAUCCAUACACCACACUGAGCUUACCUCUGGUAACCCUUGCUAUGUUGUAUUGUGCCAACUGUUUGCUCCUCUGCCUGCCAUUAGGUUGUGAGCCCCUGUGGGCAGGGACUAUUUCUCGUUCUGUGUCCUCAGCACAGUUGCUGUCACAUUUUUUUGAAAGAAUGAGCAGUGGAGAUGAAACCCAGCAUAAAAUGCUAGUCCACAGGAUGCCGGCUGACAUCACCACGGAGGCAGCCACACGCUCAUUCUGAACUUCCCGAUGCCAAAGCAGACCGAGUCGGUUAGAGCAAGCUCCAUGGUGCCCAGAGGCAGGGGCCAGCCAGCGAACCCCAACUGUCUUCUGCAUCUGUCUUAACACUUUGCUGCACUCUGAAACCCCUGUGACUAUGUUGCUUUCCUAAAUAAAAUUCAUCUGUGGAACAAAAAAA